CAUUUCCCCAAGUACGAGAGAGAGAGAGAGAGAGAGCAGAGGAGCACGCUACGCUACGUGAGGGGAGAGAAGAGAGAGGGAGGUCGAGGGAGGGAGGCAGCAGGGGUUGCAGCAGAGGCCAGAAGCAUUAGAAGCGGCAGUCGUAACCAAGUGGCAUCAGUAGAUAGAGCCAGCCAUCUAUCUAUCCAUCUAUCUAGCUCUACAGGUAUAAAUCCUCACGCAUCGGUAGGAGGGCGAGAGGGGGGCCGACGGGGGACGGGAGAGGCCGCCUGCCAGCAGGCCAACUACCGAGUGGGGGAGGACCGGGAAACCGGAGGAGGGGAUUUCUCGGGGAGCGGAGGGUCGGCCAGGACCUGAUUGGGCUCCAGGGCGCGAUCUUUGAGCGCAGAUUUGGUGCCCGCGAUCUGCCAUGGAUUUGAUUUAAGAUUUAGGGAGAUCGGUCGUGUUCGCGUCGCGCUGCGAGAUUCGAUUUUUUAUGCCUGUUUUAUUCACGAGAUUGCAAGAACGGGACUGCUAAGCAAGCUAAGGUUUCAUAUUUUUCUGGAUCAAUUUCAAAUUAGGAUUUAGGAGGAGGAAAUAAAGCAAGAAUAGAAAGCUUUUUUUUGGGGUGAAGCCAUGAUGCUGGAAGGGAAGUCCUACCUUGUUCCGCGCUCCCUGCUGAGCUCCUGCGAGACGGAGACGCAGUGGGCGUACCUCGCUCACGAGGUCCUCGGCGGCAAGCGCCCGGCGCCGGAAGACGUCGAGGUCGAAGACCUCGACGAAGCUGACGGCGGCGGCAAGCGCAGCAAGCCGCCGUCUCCGCAGCCGCACACGCCGGACAUCUCCGAGGGUCGCGGCUCCAGCCGCCAUGCCUCCGGUUGCGGAGAGCAGCAGGGCACUGGGAGCAACCCCAUGAAUUCAAUCGGCCGUGACCUGACCCUCAAUUGCCUCCUCCGGCUAUCUCGGUCCGACUACGGCUCGGUGGCCUCCCUCAGCCGGGACUUCCGAUCCAUGGUCCGCAGCGGGGAGAUCUACCGCCUGCGGCGCCAGAAUGGGGUGGCCGAGCAUUGGGUCUACUUCUCCUGCAACGUUCUUGAAUGGGAUGCCUAUGACCCAUAUCGAGAGCGCUGGAUCCAAGUGCCUAAGAUGCCGCCUGAUGAAUGCUUCAUGUGCUCUGACAAGGAAUCACUUGCAGUGGGCACUGAACUGCUUGUGUUUGGGAUGGCACGUAUUGUCUUCAGAUACAGCAUCCUAACCAAUUCAUGGACCAGGGCUCAUCCAAUGAACUCUCCGCGGUGCCUGUUUGGUUCAACAAGUGUUGGGGAAAAGGCCUUCGUUGCUGGAGGCACUGAUUCUAUUGGCAACAUACUGAGCUCUGCAGAGAUGUAUGACUCUGAGACACAUACCUGGACGCCCCUCCCAAGCAUGAAUAGGGCAAGGAAGAUGUGUUCUGGGGUUUUCAUGGAUGGCAAGUUCUAUGUGAUAGGUGGUGUGGCUAACAACAACAAAUUGCUGACUUGUGGGGAGGAGUAUGACUUGAAGAGGCGUUCCUGGAGGAUAAUCGAGAACAUGUCUGAAGGCCUCAAUGGAGUGACUGGUGCUCCUCCCCUUAUUGCAGUUGUCAGCAACGAGCUAUACGCCGCUGAUUACAGCGAGAAUGACCUCAAGAAGUAUGACAAGAAGAACAACAGGUGGAUCACCCUUGGAAAACUGCCUGAACGGUCUGUGUCAAUGAAUGGUUGGGGCCUUGCUUUCCGAGCCUGCGGUGACUGCCUGAUUGUCAUCGGAGGUCCGAGGACCUACACUGGCCGUACUAUUGAGCUCAACUCAUGGACCCCAAACGAGCGGCCGCCUGUGUGGAAUUUGAUUGCCAGGCGGCCAUCUGGGAACUUCGUGUACAACUGCGCCGUGAUGGGUUGCUGAGUUCCACUGAAUAAAAGAUAAGUGCAGUGGAUAUUUAUGAAGGAUGGUAUGCACAGAGGUAGCCUGUCCCAAUUGCUUCGGCCCUUAUUCUUCGUAGUAGCGGUUUCUGCCGUCUGGCCCAGUUCCGGAAUUAUGUGGACAUCAGCUGAUUGUCAGCAGUCUCAUGUAACCCUUGAGUUCUGAUACUCCUGUUUCCCUGCUAAUCCAUUUCUACAUUUGCAUUUGAAUCAACUGCUCGUGAUUUCAAAGAUACGAGACUAUGCAAAACAAAUGUCAUAUUAAUAAUCUAGAAACAGCUUCGAGAUGGGUUUUAUCUAUUGAUGAGGAACCUGUU
This is a messenger RNA of Zea mays, 2236 nucleotides long. RefSeq lists its product as uncharacterized. The transcript has 3 exons. The record is from RefSeq and is marked validated. Gene Ontology annotation, cellular component: nucleus. Gene Ontology annotation, molecular function: protein binding. Bases 616 to 1902 code for a protein of 428 amino acids. NCBI's taxonomy places the organism in Eukaryota, Viridiplantae, Streptophyta, Magnoliopsida, Poales, Poaceae.